Messenger RNA from Myotis daubentonii (Daubenton's bat), 6345 nucleotides. RefSeq names its product amyloid beta precursor protein binding protein 2 (gene APPBP2). Gene Ontology annotation, cellular component: Cul2-RING ubiquitin ligase complex. Gene Ontology annotation, molecular function: protein binding; ubiquitin-like ligase-substrate adaptor activity. The record is from RefSeq and is a predicted model, not a curated record. Lineage: Eukaryota; Metazoa; Chordata; Mammalia; Chiroptera; Vespertilionidae. Gene Ontology annotation, biological process: proteasome-mediated ubiquitin-dependent protein catabolic process; intracellular protein transport.
CCCCGCCCCUGCAGGAUCCGCGCUAGGACGGAACCCGGGUUUCUCUCAAACCCGGAAUGUGAGGCCUGGGCCCGUCGUCCCCAGGUCCCUGGCCCGCUCUUCCCCGGGCCCUCCGCCCGCCGCCGCUGCCCCCGACCUCGCCCCCGAGGAGCCAGGGCGGCCGUGCCCUUCUGCCGGGUGCCCGCGUGGCUGCCGCCGCCCCUCGGAAUCGUCCGGGGCCGCCGAGGGGUUCGCUACGGAGGGAGGCGGGGGCCUUUGGGAGGAGGAGGCGGAGGCGGCGGAGGAGGAGGGAAGGAAGAUGGCGGCCGUGGAACUAGAGUGGAUCCCAGAGACUCUCUACAACACCGCCAUCUCCGCCGUCGUGGACAACUACAUCCGCUCCCGCCGGGACAUCCGCUCCUUGCCCGAGAACAUCCAGUUCGAUGUUUACUACAAGCUUUACCAACAGGGACGCUUAUGUCAACUGGGCAGUGAAUUUUGUGAAUUGGAAGUUUUUGCUAAAGUACUGAGAGCUCUGGAUAAAAGACAUUUGCUUCAUCAUUGUUUCCAGGCUUUGAUGGAUCAUGGUGUGAAAGUUGCUUCAGUCUUAGCCUACUCAUUUAGCAGAAGGUGCUCCUAUAUAGCAGAAUCAGAUGCUGCAGUAAAGGAAAAAGCCAUUCAAGUGGGCUUUGUUUUAGGUGGCUUUCUUUCUGAUGCAGGCUGGUACAGUGAUGCUGAGAAAGUUUUUCUGUCCUGCCUUCAGUUAUGUACUCUACAUGAUGAGAUGCUUCAUUGGUUUCGUGCAGUAGAAUGUUGUGUGAGGUUGCUUCAUGUGCGAAAUGGAAACUGUAAAUAUCAUUUGGGUGAAGAAACAUUUAAGUUAGCUCAGACAUACAUGGAUAAACUCUCAAAACAUGGCCAGCAAGCAAACAAAGCUGCACUCUAUGGAGAACUGUGUGCCCUUCUGUUUGCAAAAAGUCACUAUGAUGAGGCAUACAAAUGGUGCAUUGAGGCAAUGAAAGAAAUCACAGCUGGCUUACCAGUCAAAGUUGUGGUGGAUGUUUUAAGACAAGCUUCUAAGGCUUGUGUUGUAAAACGUGAAUUUAAGAAGGCAGAACAGUUAAUUAAACAUGCAGUGUAUUUGGCACGGGAUCAUUUUGGAUCCAAACACCCAAAAUAUUCUGACACGCUGCUAGAUUAUGGGUUCUACCUACUCAAUGUAGAUAAUAUCUGUCAGUCUGUUGCAAUUUAUCAGGCAGCCCUUGACAUUCGGCAGUCGGUGUUUGGUGGCAAAAAUAUCCAUGUAGCAACAGCUCAUGAAGACUUGGCUUAUUCUUCUUAUGUUCACCAAUAUAGUUCUGGGAAAUUUGACAAUGCACUAUUUCAUGCAGAAAGAGCUAUUGGUAUCAUUACCCACAUCCUACCUGAAGAUCAUCUUCUUUUGGCUUCUUCAAAGAGGGUGAAAGCACUUAUUUUAGAGGAGAUUGCAAUCGACUGUCAUAAUAAAGAAACUGAACAGAGGCUGCUUCAAGAAGCUCAUGAUUUGCACCUUUCUUCACUCCAACUAGCUAAAAAAGCUUUUGGGGAAUUCAAUGUCCAGACUGCAAAACACUAUGGAAACCUUGGAAGACUUUAUCAGUCAAUGAGAAAAUUUAAGGAAGCUGAAGAAAUGCAUAUCAAAGCAAUUCAGAUUAAAGAGCAACUUCUUGGUCAAGAAGAUUAUGAAGUUGCCCUUUCAGUGGGACAUCUGGCUUCUUUAUAUAAUUAUGACAUGAAUCAGUAUGAAAAUGCUGAGAAGCUUUAUUUACGGUCUAUAGCCAUUGGGAAGAAACUUUUUGGUGAAGGCUAUAGUGGACUAGAAUAUGAUUACCGAGGUCUCAUUAAACUUUACAACUCCAUUGGAAAUUACGAGAAAGUGUUUGAAUAUCACAAUAUUCUGUCUAACUGGAACCGGUUGCGAGAUCGACAGUAUUCAGUGACCGAUGCUCUUGAAGACGUCAAUACCAGCCCCCAGUCCACUGAAGAAGUGGUGCAGUCCUUUCUGAUUUCUCAGCAUGCUGAGGGACCGAGCUGCUGAGGCAUGACCUCAGUUAACUAAUAUACCUUUUCCCAGAUUCCAGGGAAUUCAUACUGUGAAAUCAAAACCAUGUUGUUUUUUGGGGCUGGAAUUUGCAUUGAAACACUGGUCCAGUCCAUUGACCCUAUUUGGGUGAUCCCUAUCUUGCAGAGUGUCCGUAGGUAUAAGCAUAUAUUCAGUUAUAUUCCGCAUGUACCGCAUGUAUAAGUAGUCUGGCCCAUAUUUUCAACUUAGUAGAACAAACAACAGGAUUUUUUUUUCUUUUUAAAUAAUUUUGCAGAAAGCCUGAAAGGAAAAAAGAACCCCUAAUAAAACUAUUUAAGAGUUUAAGAGUUGCAUUCUUAUUAUGUAAGGAUGAUUUUAACAACUUUUUAACAUAUAAUUCUUCCUUAUGGAGGUAUUCAAUACUGUACUGUAAAGAAAUUUCAUGGGGAAAAUCUUUAUAUGCAGUAUAGAAAAUUAACAGAAGUACUAGUAGAAAAGGGACAUCCUGACUUGGGUUUGGCCACCUGACCCAGAGAAGUGGAUACAGCCACUCCAGAGCUCUAUUACAAGGCAAGGGCUAUCAGAUUCAUCUGUACUGGACCAGUGUUGAUCUGUAAGUAAUAGAAAAGCUAAUAGGCCAGCAGUUUUAACUCUUGGUUUUUCUUUUCUUUUGGUACAAGAAUGCAAGAUGCUCUUACAACAUUUGUUAGCAGGACCAGGAUGAUCUAAAAAGGACCAGCCUAAUGUAGGAAGGGUUAAAGGGUUAUUUGGACCAGAGGCUUUAGAUUAUUAUUUUAGCCCCUGCAUUUACCUUUAUCAGUAGAAUGAUUUCACUUAGAUGUAUAAUGAAAAGUGAUAAUGCAAAAAUUAUAUUCAUGUAAUAGACACCAAACUUGGCAAUUUAAGUGGCAUAGCUUUAGUCAAGGUACACAAAUGACAAUGCCACAAGAAAGUCUAUAAUACCUGCUGCAUCCAUCCCCCUCAUUUUAAAUGUUACCCUAAUAAUCAGUGCGGUUGACAAGUAUACUGGCUAAGAGUCAUGAAAUUUCUCUUGUCCGGAUGAGAAUUUUAGGUUACUAUAUGGUUUGUAGGGAUUAAUAGAAAAAUGAAUGCCCCAAAUAAACAUGUCUUAGAAAUCUUUCAUUUUUUAUGGUAAAGAUGGUACAGCUAGGUCAUAUUAGUGCACCUGGGUCAUUUUAUUUGAAAUUCAAGAGUCAAAUGGAAAAAUUCCCUAAUAUGUUAAUUUCACUAACUUGUUUUUUUCUGUUUAUUGGGUUUUGACUUUUUUUAUAAGUCAGGUUGUUUAAUGUUGAGGUUAAUAUUCAAAUUUGAGAAGUGUGACAUGUAGCAAUCCAAGCAACAAAAACGUCUUUUGCUGUUACCUCAGUUCUUAUUAUAGUGGCCUAUUUGGUGCCUCUAUAGUUAAGAAUCAGGGUUUUCCCCCCUAUUUUCAGGGGUCCAUGACUUGGCUGUUAGAGAUGUUAUCCCUGGCUGACUGCCUGGGGUAGUCUAUGGGUGAGUGGAUGGGUGUUGAAUUUUGGUUUUCUUUUAAUAUGCAUGUUGGGGUGGGAGGUGGGGGGGGGGGUGAAUAUCUAAACUGUCACAUUCAAUACAGAAAAAUUAAUUGGAGAUUUCAGAUAAAUUGAUUUUAAACACUUUUUUGAACUUCCCAAAUAUAACCUUGUUUAAAACUGUUACUUGCAGUCUUGUUAGUUAUGAGCCAGUAUUUUUAAGUCCCCAGGAGGGGAUUGAUUGGGGGAGGUACCUAAUGAGAUUACGCAAGCCCAGAUCCUAAGAUUAUAUCUACAUGAUUUUAAAACCUAAGUUUAUUCAAUUGUUUUCUUUUUAAUUUCUAAAGAAGUACAUUAGCACACCUGCACCUCCCCCCUCCCAGUUAAUUGCAAUCUAAUGCCAAGAGGCACCUCUUUAGUAAUUACCAAAUAGUCUGUGUGACCAAGGACUAACAUUUUUAAGUUUACUCAGCUCUAUCCUUAUGGGCCUAUAUAUUUAAUACCUCCAAAGAUAUUUUCAGGAUAGACUUUGUAUACUUUUGUUGCUUAUUUAGAGUCCUGUGGUAUGUUUGUGGUAUAGGAAUGUCAUGGUAAAUUGUUUUUCAAUAAAUAUUUUGAAACUUAUGUUUCCAUAUGAAGUUUUUUUUUUAAUCUAUAUUUUUGGGUUUUGUGCACAUAGAACAUUUCCUAGGAUAAAAUCAAGCAAAUGACUUAAGGCCUCAUUCAGUUUGAGCUUAAUUUAGCUCAUUAUUCUGUGGUAAAGCAACUUGAUACUAGGAGCCUAGGAUCGCAGCAUUAUAAUGUUAAGUGGCAGCCAGUUUUAUAUAUAAAAAAAAAUCAUUAUUGGCAGUUUUCCCUUAUUAUCACUACUUUAAUUUUCUGUAAAUCCAAGCGCUUUGAUUUAAUGCAAAUACUCUAGAUUGUGAAACGAGAUUGUCAUCUUCUGUUAGUGAUAUAACUUAAUAUGCUAUUUAUGGUUCUAAUGAAGAAUAAUACCCUAAUAAUUUAUAGUGUGGAAUGUUUAGAAUAAGUUAGAGAGGUAAAUGUCACCAUAAUUUCUAGAAUUUAAAAAAAAAUAUCUCCAAGGAAGAAAAGAAAAUUUAUCUCACAAUAACCAAUAGCUCUCACAAAAUUUUCUCAUGUGGUAGGAUUGUGUGUAAGGAAGCCUAGAUCAACUUAAAAGAUUUUUCUGGAAGUUCAGCAAAGUAAUGUUAAAAAGGGGCCUUUGGUCUCAUCCUCUCUGACUUUCAUUUCUCUUAUCCAGUCUUUCCUAAAGUUUGGUGCUACUCAAGUUGGGUGCAUCAGGGAGCUCUGUAACACUCAUGUGCCACACAGGUGGUCUGUCACUUCUGCAUCCAGUUUAAUGGAGCCAGAUGGUUUCUUAGACCAUUAUUCUUCUGGGUCCCUAAAGCUGACUUGGCUCAAAGCAUUAGGACCCUUAUUACCAUAUCAAAGUUUUGUCUCUGCUUAAGAAUGAACUCACUGUUGCUUCAUAGUAAUCCCAAUAUGCUUUCAUUUUUUAAAAUAAAAAUUGACAAAGACUUUUGCUCCUAGGCUGUUUGGGAAGCGUUCAUAACAUGGUGAAGAUUGAGUACAGAGACUGCAACCUUAUAAAUAAUAACUGUUGCCACUUGGCUGCUCCUUCUAAUGCAAAUACUCAACAGUAAACAUGCCUAAAACAUAAUUGAAGCUUUUGGCCAUACUUUUGAAAGAAUUGUUUGCUAAGUAGCAGGUAUAGUUAACUGUCAGUUGGUAUUUAUUCUUUCUCCAGAAUGUGUAGCCUUGAUGCUUCCAAACUGCUUGUUGUGUUUGUUUUUUCUUUUUUUUCUGAAUAGCAAAGUUACUACUGGAAAAACUUAUUUAUAAUUAGUGCAAAUUUUUUAAGAGUUUCAUUUUGCUUUAAAAUUAACGUAUAUUUCAUCUCUUGGCUUUGGUGAACCUCAGAUCUUGCUAGGAAAUUCUUUUUUUUUAAAUCUGACAUUUGGAUUAAUCUCCAGCUUGAACACUAAUAGUUGUAUUGUCCACAAAUCUCAGGAAUGUUUUAGGCAGAAAACUGGUUGUACCUUGUUGGUGAUCUGAAGGAGUGUACUUUAGGAUUUAUUAAGUAAUACCCUUCUUUAAUUGCAGUCCUAGGUAUCGAUAGCAUGAGUGGCCUUAGUGAGUUUGUUGAAGUGUACAUUUUUUCAAAAGUAAAAUUUAAGAUUAAAAAUAUAUACUAUAUAUAGAUAUCUAGAAAACUUGGUUUGUGGUGCACAAGUUAAAUGUUGGAUCACUAAAUAACUGUUGCAGGUACCAUUUGUGUAACAUUACUCAUUUCUGUAUAUUCCUUUUAUGGGAAGAUAUGUUGCCAUGGUAACUAAAACUUUUCAGUUUAGUUCUACUUUUAUGAUGUGAAUGAAUGCUACAUUUUAUUAAAUAUUACCAGGUCAGUACUAUUUUUAUACUUUAUUAAGCAACAGGGGAUUUUAGUUUAACAGAUUAAAAAUAAAAAGCUCAAUGAAAUGAUUAAAAGCAAAUCACUAACAAUUCUUUACAUGAAAAUCCCCACUAAUAGUGCCACAAUACUUUCUAUAGAAAUAUCUAAGGUCAUUGAUAGAUUUCUUUUUUGAGACAAUUCUUCAUUGUGUCAUAAUGACCUUUCAUACCAUCCUUAUCACAAACUUGUAGUACCCAUCAUUAUUUGUAACCAUUAAACCAUACUGAGUAUGUUUGUAACCAGCAUUGUGAUAUAUUCUGUACUUGUAUUGCUAAAAAUGAAUUAUUGACCUAAUAAAUAUAGUGUUCCUGCAUUCA